AUGAUAACAAAACACAAAUAUUUAUUGUACGAACUUUAUUGUGAACUGGUCUCAUUUUGAGAGUAAGAACCGGAAAAUCCAUGAAAAGUUAUUCGUUAUUCGAAAAAUUUAUGUGGUUCUCUUCCGUUUAAGACAAGUGUAUUCCGAUGACUGGAAAUACAGAUGAUCAACACUCAGUUUUUUUUAGUUCUGGAAGUUUGCUGAGAAAGCACCAAAAACCAGAAGGAAGGAGGCUUGUCAGGAAAAAUGGUAAAUCAGAAAUCACCCUCAUUGAACCUGCAGAUUUCGUAACGAAACACGAUAAAAGAUCAGAUUUAGUUCAUAGUCUGAUUGAUGCAAAGUGGAAAUGGACUUUCAGCGUUCUAAUAUUCACCUUCAUUUUUACAUGGGUGUUCUUCGCCGUCCUUUGGAUGGCUAUAGGCGUAGCAAAUGGAGAUGAAGAUGAUGCAGAACCGAUAUAUUCCCAAUGCUUGAUGGGUAUCAGCAAUUUCUCAGGAUACUUGUUGUUCAGCAUUGAAACACAAACCAGUAUUGGUUAUGGAAGUAGAUCGAUAACACAAAAUUGUUUUGGUUCUGUCAUUCUUGUCUGCUGUCAGAUCUUGAUCGGAAUGGGUCUUGGAGGGAGUAUGGUUAGCAUCGUCUACGCUAAAAUGAUAAGUCCUAAGACUCAGCACUCGGAUGUCAGCUUCACUAAACAUGCUGUGAUCUGCCAACGUGAUGGGGAACUCUGCCUCAUAUUCAGAACGAGAGACCCUUCCAGAAAAUAUGAGUUCCAAAACUCGAUCAGGGCGUUCUUGAUCAAGAUGAGGAAUGGGGAUUAUUUGCUGAAAACGUUAAAGUUAGAGCCAAUAGGUAUCAUAUUAUGGCCAACAGAGAUUGUACAUAGAAUAACAGAAACUAGUCCUUUUUGGGAUCUUUCUGCCAAAGAUCUCGUUUCUAGAAAAUUCGAAAUAGUGGUUGUUAUGGAGGGUACAGCCCUGUCCACCAACCAACCAUCAAGAACUGUAACCUCGUACCUCAGCAACGAGAUUCUAUGGGGCAACACUUUCAGAUCGUGCGUGAAAUACGACACAAAGAAGAAAAGCUACAAAGUGUCGCACAAACGUUUCAACGCAACUACCGAGGUCUACACACCACUAUGUAGUGCGAAAAAAUUGUUCGAAAUUUACUCCGAAAUUGUCCACCACAGAAGCUACUCAACCUCGACCGAGGACAGUCCAGAGGAGGCAAAUCUGAGCACUAGUGUUUCUCCCGAAAGUGGAAUAGCAGUAUCGCCCCUCUUAGAUAGGCAGGGAGGUCAAGGGGGAACGCAUUACGAAAGUUCCGACUUUUCGUCCUCUGAAUCUUUCGACGAAGAAGAAGAAAGAAGUAUGAUGAGUCGAUUUCAGAUAAGAAAAAAAUCGUCAGUUAUAGUGUCUUCUCUCUUGGAUAGUUUGCAAAAAUAUGUCAGUAAUGACAGCUCGAAGAACAAUACGAGUGGUAGAAAAAACCCACCUCUUGAGACUGCGUUAUAGAUUAUAGCUUUUGGAAAUAUAUCUAUCGUUUAAAGAUUUAUUUAUGUACGUUCAGAGGUAUCAGGGGAGGCUAAGCCUCCUCAUAAAGCUGAGCACCAAAAUUCAUAAUGUACAUACAUUUCUAACCCAUCACAAUUAUUGUCAUUGUCAAUAAAUUAAAUAAAUAUAUUAUGGAAAGUCUGA
Molecule: messenger RNA, 1697 nt
Organism: Coccinella septempunctata (seven-spotted ladybird)
Lineage: Eukaryota; Metazoa; Arthropoda; Insecta; Coleoptera; Coccinellidae
Product: G protein-activated inward rectifier potassium channel 2-like
Exons: 5
Coding region: 147-1514 (455 amino acids)
Biological process (GO): potassium ion import across plasma membrane; regulation of monoatomic ion transmembrane transport
Cellular component (GO): plasma membrane
Molecular function (GO): inward rectifier potassium channel activity
Source: RefSeq, a predicted model, not a curated record